AUGGUCGACGCGCGGGAAGCGGCACAGGAAGCCGCAAAUAAGAUCAUGUCGAAGAGCAGCCGCUGGCGGACCAAGAUAUUCGCAAAGGACGACGCCAAACAUCCCGAACCGAAGCCCACCAAGAGCCAAAACGACGACGACGUCAACGCCUUCCUUCGCCCGUCAACAGAGAAGGCGCUGCAGCAACAGGACGCUGCGGCUGCCUUCCUCGCGAGCGCCCGCCCCCGCAUAGACGUUGCGCGCGCCCAGCGAUGGCCCGGCGCCCAGGACAUCAUCAACAGCGCCGCCGCGGGGGGGAAGAGCCCAGGGCCCGGCGGCCUGAGGACCAGCACGCGCAAGAAGGGGCUCUCGGUGAGCUUCGCGCGUGCCGUGCCAGAAAUCAUCGGGCAUGGGGGCGACGAGUGCGAGGAGCCGUCCGCUGAGGUCUCCAGGCGCAAGAAAGCGACCAGUGCCGCCAAUGCGAGCACGCUCGCGCCGCAGAAGCCGCAGGACGAUGCACAUCUGAGCACCAGCAUUGGAAGGACGCCUUCGCAGACAGAGCAGCGCAACAGCCUCACACGCACCCUGACGUCGCAUGGCGAACGGUCGCCCCCGCUGGACCGGAAGCUGGAGAUGGGCCACAUCAACAGCCAUGCGCACGCCUCCCCGCCGCCACCGCAGCGCGUGGGCCAGAUGGGACUGGGUGAGCGCCCGCGGGCACUGGCACGAGCGCCCACGGGCUUCGACUCGAUGCAGAUAGACACCGACCCCCACCGACCCAGCAGCACCAGUCACGAAUCCGACUAUUCCCAGGACUCCGACAACGUCUCCCCGGUCCUGGCCCGCAAGAUUUCGAACCCGGCUCCCACAAUACAGGAAGAGGAGGACGACUUCAGGCCGAAGCCCAUCUCCCGCACACAGACUGGAUUCUCAAGCUACGAAAAUGCAUCCAGCAGUGCACCCGUACCAGCCAUGCCCCCAAUGCCCACCUUACCACGGCUGCCUGGGUCUCAGCCUUUGAGUCAAGACGAUGAGUCUCCUGUGGACAGCAAGGCCAUGUUGGUGGACCGCUACCUGCAAAAUGAGCCCUCGCGAUCGGACUCGUUCACUGCGCGGGUCAAGCAAAGAAUGAGAGCCGAGGAGGGGAAAACGCUGCACGAAGGCGCGCAUACCGGAUCAAGCCGAGACUCAGAUUCGUCCAUGCAAUCAGAACGCUUCCAAGUCGGAACGCCCCCCAUCGAAUUACCCACGCAGAGGGCCGCCUCCUGGAUCAUUCCCCACGGAUGCGGACGGUCGGCCAGAUUCAUCCAGCUCUUCGCAGUACUCCAUACCACAAUCUCUCUCACAAACGCAUGGUUCUCCGACGUCAAGAGCAGAACCGUUUCCGCCAACAGCAAACGGGAACAUCCAGCGAACUCCGUCACUCGUGGAGAAGACGCCAUAUUCUGCUAUCGUGUAACACAUAUGAAGGGCAUCUUUGCACUGACUGCACAACUUGGAGGGGCACUUUACGAGCGCACGCCCAUGCAAUGGCUUCGAGUGGCUACCUGGUGGUUCCUAAGAGGCCGCGCUGGUAUGGAAAGUAUGAUCAGAAGCCGCCCUAGAAACGCAGAGUCGCAGCCCGAACGUCUUACGCAGGCACAUGUGGAUCUGGCCAAGGUACUUUGGAUCACUACAGAAGUUCUCCCGAACCACCCAAAACUGCAGCAAUACGGAGGCAGCGGACAGGAUGCGAAGGCCGAUGCCGCGCGGGCAGCAGGAGACAGUGUCAGUGCGGAGGCCCUUGAAAUUCAGUCUGCCAUUGUUCACUACAUGAAGCUACUCGUGGGAUCGAUGAAGAAGCACCAAAUCAUGUCAAUCCUGCGCCCGAAGGACCAAUACCAAGUCAAGCUCUCUAUCUGCAGCCAGAGCGAGCUGAUGAACAUUGUUCUCGGACCAGGGGUUGAUGGUGGGCCAACAUGGGACGAUGUUAGUUGGAAGAAACAGUCAAACUCGAUCUCGAUCCGCUUAAGACAUGGAUUCACCCUGACUAUGGAGCUCAGUGAGGGCGAUUGGCGCAGUUUGUAUUCGAUUGUGGAUCACACAAACCGUGUUCAGACAGACCUCCGAGAAAAGGCUGACGAAAGGCCGGCUUGCAGGCUGCAGCUACGCGAAGCUAUUUACAAAGACCCUACAAAUGCAGGGGCAUUUCCACAAGAUCGAGUGCAGGGUUGUAAGCUGUUGGUCUUUGAGAAGAUUGAGCGCAGCAGCGAAGGUACUGGUAAAAGGAAACUGCACCGUGGGUACAGGAUGGCAUUGGCAACACACCAGCAACACAAACAAGUCAGCCUCGUCAAUCAUGAGAUCGGUACUAACCAAGCGCCUGUGAACUUCGAGUACAUAACAGAGACGGACAAUGCGCCGGCGAUGAGGUUGUACUUCCGUGAAGAGGGACCAGACAAGAAGCCACGCAUUUGUACGGUGCAUCUUAUCUUCCAAGAGGGCAAGGAUCGCAAUGAACUGUUCGGGACAUUGACAGCAAUGAACGUUGCCCGAGGUGAGAUGACGUUCGCCCAAGUACCCCUCAAGUCUUUGCAUAUUGAAAGCGCAGACCAAGCUGAGGGGUUCAGUCAAAAAGGCAGUCGAGUCUUGGAGAAGCUGCAGUGGCAGGAAGCAAAGAUUGUGAAUCAAGAUGCGGAAGCGAAUGGGCUAGAAGCUGCGCCAACUGUAAUGAGCGAAAGCUUGAGGAUUGUAUGUCGGCAUAGCGCUGGCAUAAUUGCUGACCGCAUGAACCUGGGCCCUGGUGAACUACUCAUUCGCCUUCCUAUUGACGGAGCUCCCGAACUCACUCUGCUGCGCAACGCACAGCAAGACUUGACACUUGCGAUUGAUGGUAGCCGGACAGAGCGCGGCAUUCCUGAAGACUUGGGCGAGCUCCUGAAGACACUUGCGGCUGCUUCUACGAUUCGAAAGUUGACCUUCAACUCGUUCAAAGAUUUGCAUACCUUCCAGUAUGCUGUCACUGGGUUUGACGUGAAAUUUGAUGGUAUCGCCUCUAGCUUCUCCAUCUCCCGUCGCCGCAUGGUUGUGCCCAUCUAUAAGCAAUGGACGGCCAACACGAUCCGUAUUCAGGUCGUCGAGCAAGACAACAUCCUUCAGCUCCUGGCAUUCUUCGAAGAUUUCUCGCAUGCUGAUGCCAUGAACUUCCAACUCCGAGUCACAGACACUUUUGAGAAGACGGACAAGGGCGGAAAGUUUGGCCUUAAGCUCGUUGACGCCAAAUUUGCUCUUCCUGUUGAGGAACGACGAGGAGAGGGAAAGAUGCAGAAAGAAGAAGGUCGACUGAGUGGUUGGGCUGGCACCAAGCGCAAGUUUGUGUGUUUGGACGAGAUCGAGUAUCCGGGCGAACACGAUGACAUACUUAUCCAAUUCGAUUCAGCAGAGACACGUGACGUCUUUGCCGCUGCCCUACCGGCAGCCACAGUGAAGAGGAAGUUUACGGUCAGCAGGAAGAUCUAA
Messenger RNA from Parastagonospora nodorum SN15, 3477 nucleotides. RefSeq lists its product as hypothetical. The record is from RefSeq and is a predicted model, not a curated record. Lineage: Eukaryota; Fungi; Ascomycota; Dothideomycetes; Pleosporales; Phaeosphaeriaceae. The coding region runs from base 1 to 3477 and encodes 1158 amino acids. The transcript is spliced from 7 exons.